Haplochromis burtoni (Burton's mouthbrooder) is the source of this 1199-nucleotide messenger RNA. RefSeq names its product Bardet-Biedl syndrome 5 (gene bbs5). Gene Ontology annotation, biological process: cilium assembly; intracellular transport. Gene Ontology annotation, molecular function: phosphatidylinositol-3-phosphate binding. The record is from RefSeq and is a predicted model, not a curated record. Gene Ontology annotation, cellular component: BBSome; ciliary basal body. The transcript has 10 exons. NCBI's taxonomy places the organism in Eukaryota, Metazoa, Chordata, Actinopteri, Cichliformes, Cichlidae. Bases 1 to 999 code for a protein of 332 amino acids.
AUGUGUGGGAAUGAAAAAGGUGACAGGUUUAACAGUGAAGCAGCAGUAGUGAAGGUGGAUAAGUUUAACUACCUGGGGUCAACCAUCCAUAGUGAUGUACGUUCCACAGGAGAGGAGAAGAAGAGAGUGCAGAAGAGUGAAAGGGAAGACAGGGGGCUGAAGUUUUUCUUUUUUGUUUCAGCUGUAGGUUACAACACCAUCAUUAACAUCACAACAAGGACAGCCAACUCGAAAUUAAGAGGUCAAACUGAAGCUCUCUACAUCUUGACCAAGUCCAACAACACGAGAUUUGAGUUUAUUUUUACAAAUGUGGUUCCAGGAAGUCCGAGGCUUUUCACCUCUGUCAUCGCUGUCCACAGAGCCUAUGAGACUUCCAAAAUGUACCGGGACCUGAAACUGCGAGCUGCACUGAUUCAAAAUAAGCAGCUUAGACUCCUGCCCCGCGAGCAAGUGUAUGAUAAAAUUAAUGGAGUCUGGAAUUUAUCCAGCGAUCAGGGUAACCUUGGAACCUUUUUCAUUACCAAUGUUCGGAUUGUGUGGCACGCAAACAUGAAUGAGAGCUUCAACGUCAGCAUUCCUUACCUCCAGAUUUGGUCUAUCAGAAUAAGAGACUCAAAGUUUGGCUUGGCGCUGGUGAUAGAGAGCUCACGCCAGAGUGGUGGGUACGUGCUUGGGUUUAAGAUUGACCCAGUGGAAAAACUCCAAGAUGCACUCAAAGAAAUCAACUCCUUGCAUAAAGUGUACUCUGCUAACCCCAUCUUUGGAGUGGAUUAUGAAAUGGAAGAAAAGCCGCAGCCUUUGGAAGAGCUCACAGUGGAACAGCCUCCCGAUGACGUGGAAAUCGAGCCCGAUGAGCAGACCGAUGCAUUUACUGCCUACUUUGCAGAUGGCAAUAAGCAACAAGACCGUGAGCCGGUUUUCUCUGAGGAGCUCGGCCUCGCCAUUGAAAAGCUAAAGGACGGCUUCACUCUUCAAGGGCUGUGGGAAGUAAUGAGCUGAGAUAACAUCAAACACAUGUACAUAUUUUAUGUAGUUGUUCUGCUUGUAUAGACAAUAUUGCUUAUAGCUCUGGUUAAAAGAUGUACAGUUUUGCUGAGUGCAGUUUCCUAAAAAAAGAAAAGUAAAUUGUGACGUUUACUAUAUAAAACAUUUUCUUGUAGUGAACUUGAAUGUAAUAUAAAUAAAGAUAUUCAAACAGA